This is a messenger RNA of Apis mellifera (honey bee), 582 nucleotides long. Its product is annotated as NADH-ubiquinone oxidoreductase chain 5-like. NCBI's taxonomy places the organism in Eukaryota, Metazoa, Arthropoda, Insecta, Hymenoptera, Apidae. The record is from RefSeq and is a predicted model, not a curated record. Gene Ontology annotation, molecular function: NADH dehydrogenase (ubiquinone) activity. Gene Ontology annotation, biological process: ATP synthesis coupled electron transport; electron transport coupled proton transport.
AUGGCUUCAAGUGCCACUUCCGUGAACUGUUGCCGGGUACGUUCAGAAGGACUAGGAGAAAAUUAUUUUCAGAUGUCCGCCAUCUGGAACGAGGACAAGAAUGCUUCUGUUCACAGUCACCCAAAUUUUGAAUUGGAUUUAAAAAAAGUAAUUGUUUAUUCAACAUUAAGACAAUUAGGACUUAUAAUAAGAAUAUUAUCAAUUGGUUCUACCGAAUUAGUAUUUUUGCAUUUAUUUAUUCAUACAAUAUUUCAUUUAAUAUUUACAUAUGUAGAUAGAUAUAUACAUUAUAUAUAUAGAAAUCAAGAUAUUCGAUUAUAUUAUGGUAUGUAUUAUAUUUAUCCAUUAAAAAGAAUAAUUAUUAUUUUUUCAAUUUUAAAAUUAUCUGGAUUAUGUGGAUUUCCAUUCUUGAUUGGUGAUUAUUCAAAAGAUUUGAUUAUUGAAAAUAUAUACUAUAUUUGUUUUUCAUUGUUCAUUAUUUAUCUCGAAAGUAAAUCGAUGAUAUCAACGUUGAAUUUCAUAAUUUCAAAUGUGAUACGAUUGAAAUUUCGUCAAACGGUAUUAUUUUUAAUCUACGUUUAA